AUGAAAUCACAGAUUUUACGUUCUAAAACUGCUCAUUCAAAGUGUUUUAUACAAUUAAGAGUAGCAGGGCAAAUUUCUAAGGACAAGUUUCAUAUAUAUCCUUUUUUCAAGCGUUUUUUUUCGUCAUAUUAUGACAUUUUAGAGGUGCCGAAAGAUGCAUCUUAUAUAACAAUUAAACAUAAAUACUAUGAAUUAAGCAAGAAAUUCCAUCCAGAUUUGCAUAAAAAUGACAAAGAAACAUAUAAAAAAUUUUUAAAGAUAAAAGAAGCAUACGAAGUAUUAAGUAACAAAAUAAAACGAAAGGAACAUGACGAAAAGAUAGGGAUAAGUGAAAAAAAUUACUCUGAUUUGUCAGAAGCUCUAAGAAAAACAAAUUACAAUAGAUUGGAUGAGAAAAUACAAAAAAAUAAAGAAAAUUCAGGAUAUUCUAGCGAAGAAAUAUAUGAAAACAAUUCUAAAUACUAUCAGAAAUCACAAGAAAAUCUUUAUGUCAAUACACAAUUUGACUAUGAAGCACAUUACGAACCUUAUUAUACGUAUGAAAGACAUAGAAUAAAACGUAUAAAAAAGAGAAAUGAAUUUUUUGAUCCUCGAGGAAAUCCAUGUUUUACAAAUUUUUUUUGCGUUUCAACAAUUAUUUUAAUUGUUAUUUUAUUGUCAUCAUUUUUACGCUUCAACAUGAAUAAAAAAUCAAGAAAACAUUAUUCAUUUACAAAACCUUUACCGUAACAUCUUAUUUAUCUAUUUUAUUUUGGAUUGUUUAAAAACAUUUUAAAACUAUGAAAAAAUAAUUUUAUUUAUUUUUUGACAUAUAUUUAAACUAUUAAAUAUAUUUCAAAAAAAUCAGGAUAAUAAAUACAGUUUUUUCAUGAUUUUAACCAAAUAAGACGAAUUUCUCUAAAAAAAAAUUUCAAAUUAUACAUAAAAAAUUAAAAAACAAGAAAGAUUUUUCAAAAUAUCACAACAAUUGCUUCAAGAAAAACUCAAA
Pneumocystis murina B123 is the source of this 988-nucleotide messenger RNA. RefSeq lists its product as hypothetical. The coding region runs from base 1 to 729 and encodes 242 amino acids. The transcript is spliced from 3 exons. The record is from RefSeq and is a predicted model, not a curated record. NCBI's taxonomy places the organism in Eukaryota, Fungi, Ascomycota, Pneumocystomycetes, Pneumocystales, Pneumocystaceae.